AUGGAGGGCAAGCAAAUGAAAUGGGCGGCGGAGGUAGAGGCUGAGGCAGAGGCAGUGGCGGCUUUUGUUGAGAAAGUAGUCGGGGACUGGGACGAUGAGGCCAUGAGUCGAGCAAGGUUUAAGGCCCUAAGCGGACAGAGGUCUGAUUGGGAGCCGCUCUAUCUUUUCUGGAGGAAUUUGAUUAUCAAGGUCGCUCGCCACCUCCGCAUCUUCAUCAUCCGCCCUACCCACGUCAAAAGCCUCUGGUUUCGACGAGCUGGCUUGACGCCGUUGUGCCUCGAUCGCGUCCUUGUCGAGAUGCAUCGCGCGGGUGACUUAUUGCUGCCCCACACUCAUCCUAGUUCAUCUUCACCUUCCCGAUUCUCCAUCGUUUUCGACAGAGCCCUAGGUUUUUUGGGCGUGAAAAACAACGAUGAUCUUUCUCUCGCCGGAGAUUACUAUAUUCUUGAACCGCUGUUGCAGGAGAGAUCCCUUGAAGUGGUCCAUGUAUUGUCCGAAAAUCAUUGGACGUCUUGUUGUGUUGUUACCAUGAGGAAAUUUCAGGAUAUCUGUGAUGGAUCAGAGGAGAAAGCACUUGCAAUCUUGGGCUACUUGUCGGCACGCGGUAGAGCGAAACUUCUCACCAUCAACAGACCGGAUCUAAUUCAGGGAGUGAAAGUGUGUCUUGCUCCUGGAGCUGUUUCUAAUCCCUCAAGUGUGGAUUACUCUAUUUUGCACUUAGUUUGGACUACGGAGAAACUUGAGCAGCAGCUUGAUUCCAUCGACCAACGCUAUCAAAAAAGCAAAACUUUGGCUUUAGCUUCUAUUAAAGAUGGAAACAAGAGACGUGCCUUGAGAUAUGCAGCAGAACUGAAGCUUGCUUCUCAGAGCAGAGAAAGAUGUUCGUCUUUUCUUCAGCGGGUGGAAAAAGUUCUCGAGGUCAUUACAGAUGCCGAGUCCUCUAAAAAGCUUUCAGAUGCCAUUCAAAGCUGCACACAGGCUUUGAAGGAAAACCAAAUCAAUCUUGAAGAAGUUGAGAGGUGUCUGCAGGAAGUCGAUGAGAACAUUGAUUCACUCAAACAACUUGAUAAAGCUUUAGAAUCGGCAAAUGCAUAUGGAGACAUAGAUGAUGAUGAUGUCGAAGAUGAAUUUGAAAAGCUGCAGCUGGGCAUUUCAAGCGAAGAGGUCAAAGCACCAAUUGCAGCAGAAGAAGAGGUUUCACAAACCCAUGUUCUGAGCAGUGCCCUAUCUAGACUUCAUCUUACAAGCGAAGCAGAAUGCGAUAUAAUACCUGUAAGCAACAAAAGUAUGCCUAAGGAGAGCGUUCUUGAAACUGCUUGA
Striga hermonthica is the source of this 1320-nucleotide messenger RNA. Lineage: Eukaryota; Viridiplantae; Streptophyta; Magnoliopsida; Lamiales; Orobanchaceae. The record is from the annotation of a GenBank genome assembly.